AUGGGCGGAAUCCAGCCGCACCCAGCCGUCAUUGCCACAGUCGUUGCUGUUCCCGUCCUCGCCAUUGCAGCACUCGUCAGCUCCAUUGUCAAGGGCUUCAAUCUGCGGCAGGCCUUCCUGGAGAGAACUCGCUCGCCCGAUCUCGAAGCGAGCCUGAGCUCAGGAUCGAUCGACAGCAUCACCACGACUGAAAGCAAGUUUAUCGGCCAAGAUCUCUUCUCGAAAUCUGUCACGCGCAUUUCGUUUCCUGAACCAUUGCAUCAUGCCGGCAGCCCCCUUCGUGUCCGGUUCGCAUCUCAUGUGGCCAUCCCCUCUCAACAUCGUCAAAGAACGUCCACGAGGGGCCAGUAGUAUGCGUAGUGUCAACUGCUCGCCAGUCCGUAGACGAUACGCCUCGCCCUCCGACCAGGAUAGUGAUCAGACCUUGACCGUUGUCAAACGACGCGAAAGCCAGGGAAAGAAGACGUCCCCAGCGUUCCGCAAUCACGGUCCGGGAUCCGGUGCUUUUGACCAGAGCAGCACAGUAUUUGGCUCUUCAACUUCGUGGUCAAGGCCAGCACUAUCAACGAUGGCAAAUGGUCACAAUUGCAGCCUGGCGCAAGAGGAAACGAGCCAGGGAGCCUCGCGCUCGCCUGAUAUUGAUUUCCGCUUUGAAGUCACGGCUCCGUCCUUGGGUGAAGACCUAUCCAAUUCAUACGGCAAUGGUUUAGGACUGCAUGCUGGCGGAAGAGGAACGCGAGAACACUCUAAUCUGGUCAAAAGUGCUCACAUCCCUUCGUAUACUGAAGUGAGCGACGACGAAGAGCAACGGACGUUGAAUCCACGGCUGGACCGAUGGCCACCUAGAUACGUGCACUUGCUUGAGCCUCGGAUCAAGAUCACCCCAGAAUCUCGGGUCGUAGCAAUCGAGGGCAAUCGCUUGUGGGUGGCGAUAGAAGUUCUUCCGCCGCAAACAAAUUCACACUGGCUGAAUCCGAACAACUUCUCCGGCCCCAGUCGGUCCUCAUCCAGCUCUACCGCCAGCAUAGAGUCGGAGUUCGAGGAUCACAAGUGUGGGUCCGUUGAUGUUGACUUGGAACUUCGCCCCGGGCAAGAUUGCAGGGUUCUGCAAUUUAUGGACGAGAAAAGCGUCAGAUAUUACGACUCAAUCGGGUCUAGCACCUCCUACCCAUCUGCCAAGCUUCGAGAUAUCGGCAGAAAGGGUCAUCUAGUGAUGGUGCUGAUGUCGCUGCCCUCGGAUCGGCCAGCACACGUGGUACACUCAGCACCAGCCUCUUCUGCGUUGUUCGAAGAUCUAGAAAUUCAUCUUGGGUGUAAUGUGGUCAACCUGCUGAAGGUGACAGUCAGAGUUCGACAUGGACCUGGCAUUCUCACCACGAAACCUGGCUACAGCCCGCCUGGAAACGCUUGGAGGGAGCUGCGGGCAACGGCGAUUGUCAAAAGAUACGACAGCACGUCUAUCUGGUCUCUGGGGUGUUUGAGCCCAUCUCAUGUGGAUCUCUUCCCAACGAUGAUAUCUCACUGGGGCCGGGCAAGAGCGCACGACGCAGCCCACAGUCUCAUGCCAGUACUGCGGUCGGGGAACAAGUAUGGAGACAUGUUUUGCACAACUCCUCAGCUGCUGGCACGAAGGCAAGCACCAAGCAAUGAGAUUGAAGCAAAGCACGUACCACAGAGGCGGGCAAGUCUGCAACGAACGCCAUCCCCACAACCUUUGGUUGACCGGGCACCGCAAAUUUGGAUGUCGAUCAGACGUGCACACUCUGGCGAUCAACCCGGACCAUCCAUAGCUCAUGCCAAACGCAAUAUGAGUUCGGGUCAUACUUCAUUCUUUUCAACAACGGCGCCUCAAGCACUGCCCCGGAUUCACACACAGGAACCGCCUGAAAAAGAAAAUCGGAGCCUGUAUUGGUAGUAAAGCUAAGUCUUAUGGUCUCCCAGACAGCUCAGACAGUAGAUAGAAGACAGCCUUGGUUUCAAUGGAUAUCAACAACCCUUCCACGUGAGUAGUGGAGUACUUGAAAGAAAGUGUGCUUGUGUCAAUAAACCCAGAUGCGCGGCACCUGGUUCACGAUGC
Molecule: messenger RNA, 2077 nt
Organism: Microdochium trichocladiopsis
Lineage: Eukaryota; Fungi; Ascomycota; Sordariomycetes; Xylariales; Microdochiaceae
Exons: 1
Coding region: 263-1915 (550 amino acids)
Source: RefSeq, a predicted model, not a curated record